Messenger RNA from Plectropomus leopardus (leopard coralgrouper), 1643 nucleotides. RefSeq names its product rho-related GTP-binding protein RhoA-D-like. NCBI's taxonomy places the organism in Eukaryota, Metazoa, Chordata, Actinopteri, Perciformes, Serranidae. Gene Ontology annotation, molecular function: GTP binding; GTPase activity. The record is from RefSeq and is a predicted model, not a curated record. Gene Ontology annotation, biological process: small GTPase-mediated signal transduction.
GGCAGUCAGCUAGCAUGUCCCAGCUUGUCGCCGUGUCGGUGGGAGGAUCUUGCUCGCCUGCCCCGUUUCUUCUCAGCACCCUCUCUGUAAAAUUAGCGAAUACUGCAGCAAGAAGUGAGUGUGUGUGUAUGUGUGUCACGACCAAGCGUAAAGAGCAAGCGGGGAUUAAUAUUUAUAAAAAACCUCUCAUCUGGCUGCUGACAGACAUGGCAGCCAUUCGGAAGAAGCUGGUGAUUGUCGGGGAUGGAGCUUGCGGGAAAACAUGUCUUCUCAUUGUUUUCAGUAAAGACCAGUUUCCUGAAGUCUACGUCCCGACAGUGUUCGAGAACUACAUCGCUGAUAUCGAGGUUGAUGGAAAACAGGUGGAGUUGGCGCUGUGGGAUACUGCAGGCCAGGAGGACUAUGACAGGUUGAGGCCUCUCUCCUACCCUGACACAGAUGUCAUCCUCAUGUGCUUCUCCAUCGACAGUCCAGACAGUUUAGAAAAUAUCCCUGAGAAGUGGACGCCCGAGGUAAAGCACUUCUGUCCUAGUGUUCCCAUCAUCCUAGUGGGGAACAAGAAGGACUUGAGGAACGACGAGCACACACGGAGAGAGCUGGCCAAGAUGAAGCAGGAGCCGGUGAAGAUAGAGGAAGGCCGAGAAAUGGCCAGUAGGAUCAGUGCUUUUGGCUACUUGGAGUGCUCGGCCAAGACCAAGGAUGGCGUGCGGGAAGUGUUCGAGAUGGCUACCAGAGCGGCGCUGCAGGUCAAGAAGAAGAAGAAGAGAAGCGGCUGCACGCUGCUGUGAGCAGCACACACACCAUAAAAUCAACUGAUCAAUAGGAAAAGAAAAAAAGGACUGACCUUUUACCAAACGCAUCUUUGUACUGUAUCUCGCAUUUCACGAUAACACGCAGGCAAAUACGAAUGCAAACAAACCGAAUACAGGAAAUGGACUUUGUCUAUAUUACAACCGUGGUUAGAAAUUGAUGUUUAAAGUUGAUUUGCAUUUUUUUCUUUCAAAAUCUGUCGUCACUCAUAGAAUGUUUUCCUACUUGUUUUACUUUAUAUUUGUAAUGUAACGAGGCAGUGAUAGAUGCACAUAUUUGUAUGCAAUAUUCUUCACGAGCUUGAGCGAGCGGCACCCCUCACAGCCUGUAUAAAGUCUUCAUGAGUGAGAUCCAAAUGGUCCCAUUAGUGUCACCUCGGUUCAUCAUGGUAGUCCUGACCUUUUAACCAUAAGAGCUAGUGCCUUUUUUUUUUUUUUUUUUAAAGUUUGUAUGCCACCGUCUGUUUCUCAUAUUUGUCAGUGAGCUAAAAUUUCAGCUGCGGGGCUCUCCAUUGUACUGUAGCGAGUGUUGUCAUUGUGAAACCAGAGCAAAGCCAUAAUGAAGGCUUUCAGUGCUGUUGACUCAUCAAGCACAACAAAUGGUGUCAUUAUUGUCUGUCAUUUCCCAUUAAGGAAAAAAGAAGUAGCUGCCUCAUGUUAAAAAAUGAGAGAUUCUGUUUAAGAUCUGAUUAAUUGCAUGCAUCCUUCAAAACUAUGCGCAGUGGACCUAGAUGGGGGGAUGAGAACCAGCCAAUCGAGACACAAGCCAAUAUGACUCAACUAUGCACAAUGGCUGUUAGGACCAACAGGGAGAUGACACAGCUGACAGAAAUA